UGUCAAUGAAGUAAUUAAUUAAGUUUGUAUUCUAUCUCUGCAUGAAUUUGGAUUGAGAAAAACAUACAAUGGCGCAUUCACGAGGCAAUUUGGCCUCAGCCUUGAUUUUAUUCACAUUACAAAUUGCCACGCCGGCUAAAAAUAAUGCCAGACCUGUCUACGAAGUAAUAAAUGAACAAGCUAGAAUGGAUGACAUACGAUUGUCUAGUGCCCCUGCUAUUCUUCCUUAUGGCAAUCCUUUAGCUGGUAAUUCUGCGCAAAAUGCAAGACUACAUGCUAGCAACCAGCAAGCCAUGUUCAACGCAGAAAGAAUACGGCAACAUAAAGCACAACUUCAAAGACUAACACAAGGUCCACCACUAAUAGAUAGCUAUAUGAAAGCCUAUCAUGAAUCACAAGAAAGUCAUCAACAAGCAUUAGAAGAACAGCAAGCUACAGUACAAGACGUAGAAACAACAACUCCAGUAACUAGCCAUAGAAUUAGAGGUAGGCCUUCACAAAAUAGGCAAAGAACGAGCAAUCCUGACAGAAGUGGAAUUCAGAGACAAGAAUUUAAAAGCAGGACAAUAAGUGUAGAGCCAGAAAAACUAACUAGAGGUGUAAACGAAAGAAGUAGAAACCAUAGAUCGUAUAGCUCUAUGGAAUAUGAACAAUACUUACAAUCGAAACUUCCACUUGCUUAUGUGACAGCAACCGGUCUGGAUCAAAGUGUAACAAUAACAUCAAAUGGGAAUGCUGGAAUAACAAAAGAACAAAACACAGAGUCGAGUAACCUACCUACAACGAGCUCAAGUAAAUAUCUUCCAAAAGCCUAUCAUUCCGUGAAAGGAAUAAAUGCACUAGAAUUGAUACUUAAAAAAGAACCUAAAGAUCAAUUAACUGAAUUUCAAACAUUGCUUAAUGGAGACAAAAGUCAAGAUAACUUUCAAUAUUCAUUAAAAGAUCCAUCUGAGUACCACGAUCCAAGAAGUUACAAUGAUCCAGCAGUUGUGGAGUCUGCUCCAGUUGAGCAGACUCCAAGCACAUAUGCCAGUGAUUUUAAUGUAAGAGAUCACACUCCUAUUACAGAAGAAAUUGAUGAUAUUGAAAACCCUACGCCAUACCAAAACACCUUUGUAAUACCUCAAGUAACUACUAUAGCACCUCAAUCAACGGUCACUAAGAGUUAUUACAAAAUUGAAGUAGCUAGUCAAACUAUUGGUAGCACUUUAAACCCAAACAAGUUCAAUGAAGAAUUAACUCUUAAUCAAGAUGAAGAUAGUAAUCAUGACAAUAUUGGUGAAAGUUAUAUUAAUUACCCUGACGGUAUUCAACAUUUAGCAGAAGAUGGGACUGGUGUAUCAGCGUAUGGUGAUGAAAAUUUGCACUACGCAGCGAACUACGAGUUCGGUUAUAGGGUAAGAGACCCAGCCAGUGGUAACUACUUCGGCCAAUACGAAACAAAGGCAGGCGAGAAAACCAGUGGACAUUAUCAUGUAUUGCUUCCCGAUGGAAGAAUGCAGAAGGUGCAGUACUCCGCGGGACCGAGCGGUUACCACGCAGACAUAAGUUACGAUCACUUGGCAAGCUAAGUCACAGGAUUUUUUUCUAAUAUUAAUUCGGUUCAAACAACAUCUCAAUCUAGUCGUUAGAAAUCGCAUAGAUAUUUCUAUAACUUGAAAUUCAAUAUGGUAUAGGUAAAGAUACGCCAAAACAUUGAUAGCGACUAACCUAACCAACAAUACAUAAUGUAAAACUGUUUUGAUUAUAGGAUAUUCAACAAUUAAGUUAUUUCUUUGCGUCAUAGAUGCACUAAUACGGCAUUGACACUGGAAA
Pieris brassicae (large cabbage white) is the source of this 1815-nucleotide messenger RNA. RefSeq lists its product as uncharacterized. Lineage: Eukaryota; Metazoa; Arthropoda; Insecta; Lepidoptera; Pieridae. Gene Ontology annotation, cellular component: extracellular matrix. The transcript is spliced from 3 exons. Bases 69 to 1571 code for a protein of 500 amino acids. The record is from RefSeq and is a predicted model, not a curated record.